ACAAAUUCUGUGUGGAAAUAAAUAUUUUUUUGUUAAUAAUUUAUUGAAAUAAUGAGUGAAAAAGUCUGCCUAUUGUGUUUUUCUUUUGCAAAACUUACUAAAGAUAUUAGAUUGACUCGUUUGCAAAGUGUGUACGAGGGAUUAACAGAUAUUAAAAUAAAAGCUGACUCGCAUCCCCUGUGUUACAUCUGUUAUGCGAAGCUUCUUAAGUGUGAACUGCUGAUUAGAGCAGUGCAGCAACACAACACAGAAAAUCAGACUCGAGUUACUCCACUGGUCCAACUUGGUGUAUUUAAUGCUGAUCAUUUGUCAUUACCUAAUGAUUAUGUGGAAAUUGAAGUGCAACCCGCUGUUCCAGUUCUCAAUAAAGAAUAUAUCAAACAAGAAUUGAUGGAGAAUGCCUCCGGUAGCUACGAAAUUAAAGUAGAAAUCAAGGAAGAACAUAUCAAAAAUGAAUAUCUAAGGAGCCCUGAUUCUAAAGACAAGACUGCAAAAGUCGAGCAAAUAACCACUGAAGCCUAUGAAAAACCUUACUCUUGUGAUGAUUGCGGACGUAGAUUCUUCCAUCUUUGCCAUUUGAGAGUGCACAAACGAAUUCAUUCCGGAGUCAAACCGUUCAGUUGUGAUGUUUGCAACAAGAACUUCGCUCAGAUAUGUAACUUGAAAACACACCGACUCACACAUGACGGCGUCAAAAUCUUCUGCUGCGACGUUUGUGACAAAAAAUUCGCACGAUUAAACUCCUUGAAGAGACACAAGGCACUACACACUGGGGAACAACCGUACAGCUGUGAUAUAUGUGGCAGGAAGUUCAGUCACUCGAGCAGCCUUCGGACACACAAGUUGACACAUUCCAACGAGAAAUCCUACACUUGUGAUGUGUGCGGGGAGAAGUUCACACAUCUAACUAUGAUGAAGCGACACAAAGUGUUACAUUCAGAUGAGAAUCCGUAUGUUUGUCAUUUUUGCAACGAGAAGUGCCCGCAUGUUAAAGCUUUAAAAUUACACCUAAGAACACACAGAGGUAAGCAGUUUAUAUGUGACAUUUGUUACAAGCAGUUUUCAUCGAGGGCGAAUCUGACGCAACAUAAGAAGAUACAUACGGACGACAAUCCAUAUACUUGUGAUAUUUGUGGUAAAGCAUUCAGUCGUAGAGACCACUUGCGACGGCAUAGGCUAACCCAUGACAAAUAUUUAGAGCUAGUGAAACAGGAGUCAGAUCAGCAGCAGCAGUACCAGCAGUAGAAUAGGAACAUGCAAAUAUAAUAUUUAUGAAAAUUUUGCU
Molecule: messenger RNA, 1285 nt
Organism: Aricia agestis (brown argus)
Lineage: Eukaryota; Metazoa; Arthropoda; Insecta; Lepidoptera; Lycaenidae
Product: zinc finger protein 492-like
Exons: 5
Coding region: 52-1245 (397 amino acids)
Biological process (GO): regulation of transcription by RNA polymerase II
Molecular function (GO): DNA-binding transcription factor activity; RNA polymerase II cis-regulatory region sequence-specific DNA binding
Source: RefSeq, a predicted model, not a curated record